Molecule: messenger RNA, 1305 nt
Organism: Fusarium graminearum PH-1
Lineage: Eukaryota; Fungi; Ascomycota; Sordariomycetes; Hypocreales; Nectriaceae
Exons: 4
Coding region: 1-1305 (434 amino acids)
Source: RefSeq, a predicted model, not a curated record
AUGUCACCGUUGCCUUUUACAUUUGUCAACGUCAGCAAUGCACCUGGACUGGGGCCCAAAGAGAGGAGGGAAAUGAGAGGACAUGUCACACAAACCAAUUUCGCCAAACGUAGACUGAGAUUGGCCAAGGCUCGCGACGAUGGCAAGUCAGACACCGUCGAAAGAAAUUUGGCUUUAUCGAGAUCGUAUAAUCAACCAGGACAGAUGUCAGGGGAUAAAGUCACUGUUCUUGAUCCUCACUGUGACAGACUCCUCACAAAUGCGGUGAACUCCGCCUGGUCCCCAAUCGCCUAUCGUAUGGUUGCCAUGCUUUACACGUUUCGUCCUUUCAUCUUCCCAGCAGGUACCGCUGGUCCUGGCUCAUCUCGCGAGGCAGAAUGGAUCGCCCUUCUCCAGUCGGAGCCGGCACUUGUUGAAGCUUCGACAUCCAUUGCCUUGAGCCACUGUACCGGACAGAAAGAUGACGUAACAUUUCGCCAGGCGGUUCUUCACAAGGGUCGUGCUAUCAAACGGAUCAACCAGAAACUGAGUUCGCCUUCAGGCUUAACCGAUGGCGUGCUGAGCGCUGUUUUCACCCUGACAUAUGCCGCACUUCUUGAAAGUGAUUCCAAGGCAAGAGACGCCCAUAUCCAGGGCCUAGCUCAGAUGAUACAACGAGAUCUAACAGAUCCGGUUAGUGAUUCGCUUGGGCAAGCCCUACUCACCUCCAACUACUCCAAUCAACCACUUAUCCAAGCUCUGCAAAACCAGAAUGACCCCAACGCGACAGACAUUGAAAUCAUCAGCCAUAGGAUUAAUGGACUUUGCUUACUGAUCGACGCCUACCAUGAGUCCCCGUCUCCAGGCCCAGAUUCUGCCCUCGCCAUUGGACUCGAGGUUGAACGACUGCAGCUUGAAAUAAACACUCUCUUGGGUAGCCAUGAGAACUACGUUCACUCACUUCAUGAUGCUCUACAAUUGUACCUCUUGCUUCUCUGGCCAGUAAAAGAGCCUGAUCACUUACACGGUCUGGCUGAAGGGUUGAGACUUGCUCUGUUGCAGCCUCACAUGAGACUCUGCGCUUCCAUGGAACUUGUGGUUUGGCAGCUCUUCGUUGGUGCGACUGCUGCAGAACCUUCAAGUGAGGUCCGCUCUUGGUUUAUCACAAGGCUAAGAGAGGUGUCUUGUUCAAUGACUGGGUUGGGACAGGGAGUGGUAAUCGGCACUCUUACCCAUGCAUUUACACCUGACGCACGCCUUUUGCAGAGGUUUGUGGUUAUAUGGCAGGAGGUCUUUUCUUCUAGCCAUAGAAGUGAGAUAAUCUAA